GCAGGAAAAGUGCGGUGGCGGGACUUUAACCAGGAAGCUUACAUCGGAGGGACAAUGGUCCGCUCCGGGCAGGACCCCUACGCCCGCAACAAAUUCAACCAGGUGGAAAGUGAUAAGCUGCGGAUGGACAGAGCCAUUCCUGACACCAGACACGACCAGUGUCAACGGAAGCAGUGGCGGGUGGACCUGCCAGCCACCAGCGUGGUGAUCACGUUCCACAAUGAAGCCAGGUCGGCCUUGCUGAGGACAGUGGUCAGUGUGCUUAAGAAAAGCCCUCCCCACCUCAUAAAAGAGAUCAUCUUGGUGGAUGACUACAGCAAUGACCCUGAAGACGGGGCUCUCUUGGGGAAAAUUGAGAAGGUGAGGGUUCUCAGAAAUGAUCGGCGAGAAGGCCUGAUGCGCUCGCGGGUUCGGGGGGCCGACGCAGCCCAGGCCAAGGUCCUGACAUUCCUGGACAGCCACUGUGAGUGCAAUGAGCACUGGCUGGAGCCCCUCCUGGAGAGGGUGGCCGAGGACAGGACUCGGGUCGUGUCCCCUAUCAUCGAUGUCAUUAACAUGGACAACUUUCAGUACGUGGGGGCGUCCGCUGACUUGAAAGGCGGUUUUGACUGGAACUUGGUCUUCAAAUGGGAUUACAUGACCCCAGAGCAGAGGAGAUCCCGGCAAGGGAACCCGGUCGCCCCCAUAAAAGACGUAGUUAGACUCCUCAUCUUCCUGCCGGCCGCCGACACCGUUUCCCCUAAGUGGGAACAGAUCGAGGGCAACUCCAAGCUGCGGCACGUGGGCAGCAACCUGUGUCUGGACAGCCGCGCCGCCAGGAACGGGGGCCUGAGCGUGGAGGUGUGCGGCCCCGCCCUGUCUCAGCAGUGGAAGUUCACGCUCAACCUGCAGCAGUAG
This is a messenger RNA of Leptonychotes weddellii (Weddell seal), 897 nucleotides long. The record is from RefSeq and is a predicted model, not a curated record. NCBI's taxonomy places the organism in Eukaryota, Metazoa, Chordata, Mammalia, Carnivora, Phocidae.